Messenger RNA from Letharia columbiana, 1029 nucleotides. RefSeq lists its product as uncharacterized. Gene Ontology annotation, biological process: secondary metabolic process. The record is from RefSeq and is a predicted model, not a curated record. Gene Ontology annotation, molecular function: carboxy-lyase activity; hydrolase activity. NCBI's taxonomy places the organism in Eukaryota, Fungi, Ascomycota, Lecanoromycetes, Lecanorales, Parmeliaceae. The transcript is spliced from 3 exons. Gene Ontology annotation, cellular component: cytoplasm; cytosol. The coding region runs from base 1 to 1029 and encodes 342 amino acids.
AUGAUUGUUUUUGCUGUUUUACCUUUGGUGUUCACUUUCUUAAAAGCAUGUACUGGGGCAGUGCUUCCCCAAUACCCUCCGCUGCCACCAUUCAUCGCUCUGGAGGAGCAUUUCACAAUAGCAGAAAUCGCCGUGCAGAAUACCGCCACACCGCCAUGGAUCGUUCAGAAGCUGCUAGACCUGGACGGCCUGCGGCUUGAGGAAAUGGACCAGGGCCGAGUUACUAAGCAGUUCCUCUCCAUCGGUGCUGCUACCGUUAACCUUUCCCAAAGCCAAGAUGCGAACAAUGUCCUAGCUGCAGCAAUCAACAAGCAUCCUUCCCGCUUCGGUGGCUGGGCGACAAUCCCCAUCUCUGACCCAGCAGCCGCGGCCGACGAACUAACCCGUAGUGUCAAGAAGCUCCGUUUUGUCGGCGCCCUUAUUAAUAAUCACGACCAAGGUAAAUUCUAUGACAAUGCCACCUACUGGCCUUUUUUUGCGCGGGCCCAGGAACUCAACGUUCCAAUCUACCUCCAUCCCGCCAAUCCAGCUAAAGAGUGGGCGUCGAGAUUCCAAGGCAAUUACCCACAGUCAAUCGCUUCUUCUCUUGGUCUCUCAGGCUGGGAUUGGCAUCAAGAGGUCGGCUUUCACAUUCUGCGCCUGUUCAACAGUGGCUUCUUCGACGAAUUCCCGCGCAUCAAGAUCAUCAUUGGGCACAUGGGAGAAAUGCUCACCUUCCAGCUCGACCGCGUCAUCGACAUCGGUGAGACGAAACGCGGUUGGCCGGCGAGGCAGCGCGACCUCCGCUCUGUCUGGAACAGCAACAUCUGGAUUACCACGAGCGGCAUGUUCUCCCUCGCGCCGUUCGCGUGCCUGUUGCGUCAAAUGCCGGUCGAUCGAAUUCUGUACAGCGUGGAUUGGCCCUACAGCAAUAACACGCAGGGUUUGGAGUUUAUGGAGAAGGUCAGACGCAGCGGGCUUGUCACGGAGGAGCAGUUCCAAGGCAUUGCUUACAUGAACGCUCAAUCGGUGCUUCAAGUACAGGUAUAA